UACACGUUAUCGCGUUUCUGACCGUUUCUCAGAAAUAACGCCUCUUUCCAAUUAGCUCGGCAAAACCGCUCACCUCUUGCGAAGCCACUCCGGCCAUAACAAUAACCCAGAUCUGCUGACGGACUGUUCUCUGGGCGUGUUUUCUUUCUGACUCCCCGAACCUCCCGCGCCCCGGGGUGGCCGACCCAGUCUGCGACUCCGCGCAGCCAUCGCAGAGGCCCUGGGUGAGCCCCGCCAAGCACCGCGCCCCGCAGCGCGUCCCCUGCCCCGCCUCUGCUGAGACCCUCGCGCUGCGCGGGGCUGCCCCGAAGCCUCGGGGCGGGCGGAGAGCCCGGGCGGCCAGUGCAGCCGCGCCCGCUCGUCACCUGGCGGAGCCGGCUCCGGACACGGUACGAAACACGGAGAUCUCCCUCACGCUGGUUUUCCUCCGACACCGCAGUAUGAAUUACCGCUGCUUGUAAUCGCCGAUCGCCGCGGGAAACAACGCGCAGAUUUACUUUGUUGACUCCUACCGCUGUAUUUCCAGAGAGAAAAGGCGCAUAGGAAGGGACUUGUUCCAUAGAAAUCUAACCUGCAGCCCUUCUUGGAGCGCGCACCAACCUCAUUAAUUAUCUCGUUGAAGGCGCAGGAAAAGCAAAGACGAUCAACAGCCCUGACGCUGCUCCCGGCCGUGCCCGAUCCGCCGCGCCCGAGUUCACCACGGGCUCUCAUCACGGUGGCCCGGCCCCGCCACAACGCAGCCCUCGGAGCCCCCCGCCAGGCGCUGAGAGCAGAGACCGGCGCGGGGUCCCCGGAGCCGGCUCGCCGCCCGCCGGGGGCUGGUAUGUGGUAGGGCAGGGCCAUGUAUUGGAAGAGUGACCCGAUGUUCGUCUGCAGGCUGGAGGACAAGGACUUGCCCGCGCUUGGGGGCCCGGCCGAGAAGGCCAGCCCCACAACAGCUGACGAGGACUCCUGCUCUUCCUCCGCUGCCCUGUCGCCCUCCUCAUCGCCGCGGUCCAUGGCCUCAGGCUCGGGCUGCGCCCCCGGCAAGUGCGUUUGCAGCAGCUGCGGCCUGGAGAUUGUGGACAAGUACCUGCUCAAGGUAAAUGACCUCUGCUGGCAUGUGCGCUGCCUCUCAUGCAGCGUUUGCAGAACGUCCCUGGGAAGGCACACCAGCUGCUACAUCAAAGAUAAAGAUAUCUUCUGCAAACUUGAUUAUUUCAGGCGCUACGGCACCCGCUGCUCCCGCUGCGGGCGGCACAUCCACUCCACCGACUGGGUGCGGCGGGCUAAAGGGAACGUGUACCACCUGGCCUGCUUCGCCUGCUUCUCCUGCAAGAGACAGCUCUCCACUGGAGAGGAGUUUGCUUUGGUCGAGGAGAAAGUCCUUUGCAGAGUCCAUUACGACUGCAUGUUGGACAAUUUGAAAAGAGAAGUUGAAAAUGGAAAUGGGAUUAGUGUUGAAGGAGCAUUACUAACGGAACAAGAUGUUAAUCAUCCAAAACCAGCAAAAAGAGCUCGGACUAGCUUCACAGCAGAUCAACUCCAGGUUAUGCAAGCACAGUUUGCUCAGGACAACAAUCCAGAUGCACAAACACUUCAGAAACUGGCUGAAAGAACAGGCUUGAGUAGGCGGGUUAUACAGGUGUGGUUUCAGAAUUGCAGAGCACGCCAUAAGAAACAUGUUAGUCCUAAUCAUUCAUCUACUGCUCCUGUCACAGCAGUUCAGCCCUCCAGGUUGUCUCCACCCAUGUUAGAAGAAAUGGCAUACUCUGCAUAUGUACCCCAGGAUGGGACUAUGCUCACUGCUCUGCACAGCUACAUGGAUGCUCAUUCACCUACAGCUCUUGGACUUCAGCCUUUGCUACCCCAUUCAAUGACACAACUGCCACUAAGUCACACCUAAUUCCUUUCCAUCAGGGAUCUAAACUAUUAAAGAUGUAACCUUAAGUCAUAGUGUAUUGAAAAUAUCAUUGGAAAGAUAUUAAUGUUAAGUUUUUAUUUAACACCCCAAGCAUUUUCAAGAAAUUUUUUGCCCAGGUAUGUACGUCUAUUUAGCCUGCAAGACACUUUUAUGGAUUCUGCAUAAGUAACUAUUACAUUGUUUACAAGCCUUAUUAAACACCUUUUUGUAUUGUCUGGAAGUAGUCUGCUCUAGUUAUGUGUGUGUUAAUUUAUUUGUCAUCAAAAGAGCACUUUGCCUAAAAGAAAGGACUGACAAUUGUGCAAAAUGUUUACAAUUCUUUGUGAAAUUGUAGUUUAUCAUUAGUUUGUAUUUGUAAGUUAUUGGUAAAAGUACUACCUGUAUUUGAGUUGUAUACAGCCUAUAUGUUAAAGCUUAUUUCUGUGAGUUUACAAAAAUAAAUUUUAGUUGCAAAUAUUUUCAAAAAGAACUGAAUAAAGUUUCUGCUGUAGCAUGCCAAGCAAAAA
Molecule: messenger RNA, 2409 nt
Organism: Taeniopygia guttata (zebra finch)
Lineage: Eukaryota; Metazoa; Chordata; Aves; Passeriformes; Estrildidae
Gene: LHX8
Product: LIM homeobox 8
Biological process (GO): regulation of transcription by RNA polymerase II; forebrain neuron development; neuron differentiation
Cellular component (GO): nucleus
Molecular function (GO): RNA polymerase II transcription regulatory region sequence-specific DNA binding; DNA-binding transcription factor activity, RNA polymerase II-specific
Source: RefSeq, a predicted model, not a curated record